GACUACUUGUAGCAACAGCAUUAUUCGAUGGACCGCUUAGAUGACAACCUCCGUUAAAAUACAAGAAGACUUAUGGUUUUCAAAAUUCCUGGUAGUUCUAAACGCACCAUACGUGCUGCGUGGUUGAGUCGACACAGCAAAGAUGCAGCGAGAAAAAACAAAUAACUCAGGCGGGGCUGAAAAGUCUGACCGGGAGGCUGCCAUCAUGUCCAAGUACUACGAUGGAGUUGAAUUUCCUUUUUGCGACGAAUUCUCCAAAUAUGAAAAACUGGCAAAAAUAGGACAAGGAACCUUUGGGGAAGUGUUCAAAGCCAAACACAGACAAACUGGAAAGAAGGUUGCCCUGAAGAAAGUUUUAAUGGAAAAUGAAAAAGAAGGGUUUCCAAUCACUGCGCUCAGAGAGAUAAAGAUCCUACAGCUGCUCAAACACGAGAAUGUGGUAAACUUGAUUGAGAUCUGCAGAACCAAAGCAACUCAGUAUAAUCGCUACAAAGGCAGCAUCUACCUGGUGUUUGACUUUUGUGAGCACGACCUGGCCGGGCUGCUGAGCAACACCAAUGUAAAGUUCACCCUGUCAGAGAUCAAGAAGGUCAUGCAAAUGUUGCUCAAUGGAUUGUACUACAUCCACCGAAAUAAGAUCCUUCACAGAGACAUGAAGGCAGCCAACGUGCUCAUCACCAGAGACGGCGUACUCAAGCUAGCUGACUUUGGUUUGGCUCGAGCUUUUAGCCUGGCCAAAAACAGCCAGGGAAACCGCUACACCAACCGCGUGGUCACAUUGUGGUACAGACCUCCCGAGCUGCUGCUUGGUGAGCGAGAUUACGGCCCCCCUAUCGACUUGUGGGGAGCGGGUUGCAUCAUGGCAGAAAUGUGGACAAGAAGUCCCAUCAUGCAAGGAAACACAGAGCAGCACCAGCUAACUCUCAUUAGUCAGCUUUGUGGCUCCAUCACUGCUGAGGUGUGGCCAGACGUGGACAAAAAAUAUGAGCUGUACCAGAAAAUGGAGUUGCCCAAAGGCCAAAAGAGGAAAGUGAAGGAUCGUCUCAAAGCUUACGUCAAAGACGCCUACGCUCUGGACCUUAUUGACAAGCUGUUGGUCCUGGACCCCGCCCAGCGCACAGAUAGUGAUGACGCCCUUAACCAUGACUUCUUCUGGUCUGACCCAAUGCCGUCGGACCUGAAGACUAUGUUGUCCACACACAACACAUCCAUGUUUGAAUAUCUGGCCCCUCCUAGGCGGAGAAGUCACAUGCCCCAACAGCAGCCCAACCAGAACAGAAACCCCGCCACCACCAGUCAGACUGAGUUUGAUAGAGUCUUUUGAGAAACAGACAUUUUCUAUAAAUAAGUACACCACUGAUUUAUACACUGUUUUAUAUUCUUAUCUAAUGCUCUGUUUGUGGGUGAAAAGAGAGACUUCACCUGACAGUAGCCAUGCCAAGAGGUUUAAUAUUUAGCUUAAAAUGUAUCAAUUUUGCUUCUCAUUGAUUUUUGAUUGUCUCACGUGUCUGCUCAUAGCCAUGAAAAUUGUGGGAUAAAUCUCAAUCAAUCAA
This is a messenger RNA of Nerophis lumbriciformis (worm pipefish), 1553 nucleotides long. It is a transcript of the gene cdk9, whose product is annotated as cyclin-dependent kinase 9 (CDC2-related kinase). Gene Ontology annotation, cellular component: nucleus. Gene Ontology annotation, molecular function: cyclin-dependent protein serine/threonine kinase activity; ATP binding; RNA polymerase II CTD heptapeptide repeat kinase activity. Gene Ontology annotation, biological process: protein phosphorylation. NCBI's taxonomy places the organism in Eukaryota, Metazoa, Chordata, Actinopteri, Syngnathiformes, Syngnathidae. The record is from RefSeq and is a predicted model, not a curated record.